Messenger RNA from Phlebotomus argentipes, 2688 nucleotides. It is a transcript of the gene Top3beta, whose product is annotated as DNA topoisomerase 3-beta. Gene Ontology annotation, biological process: DNA topological change. NCBI's taxonomy places the organism in Eukaryota, Metazoa, Arthropoda, Insecta, Diptera, Psychodidae. Bases 124 to 2679 code for a protein of 851 amino acids. The record is from RefSeq and is a predicted model, not a curated record. The transcript is spliced from 2 exons. Gene Ontology annotation, molecular function: DNA topoisomerase type I (single strand cut, ATP-independent) activity; DNA binding. Gene Ontology annotation, cellular component: nucleus.
GAUGUUUGGUGCUCGAAAUAGUAGAGGUUUGUUUUGGUUUCACGAGGCGUCGCAGGCAGACGCUACGAAAUUGCAUUUAUUCUGUUUUUACGGCCAAUUAGUGAGUAAAAGAUAGUUAUAAUCAUGAAGAAUGUGCUAAUGGUUGCGGAGAAACCAUCCCUGGCUGCUUCCCUGGCUAACAUUCUCUGCACGGGGAAACUCAACACGCGGAAAGGUCUCAAUAACGCCUGCUCUAUCCAUGAGUGGCGCGGCACCUUCCAGGGUGAAGCGGUGACGUUCAAGAUGACUUCGGUGUGCGGGCACGUCAUGUCUCUCGACUUCAUUGGGAAGUACAACUCCUGGGAUAAGGUGGACCCCAUAGAGCUUUUCACGUGCCCUACGGAGAAGAAGGAAGCCACUCCCAAGCUGAAGAUGCCGUACUUUUUGGCUCAAGAGGCGCGUGGGUGUGAUUAUCUGGUGCUGUGGCUAGAUUGCGACAAGGAGGGCGAGAAUAUCUGCUUUGAAGUGAUGAAUGCCGUCUCAAAGUCCAUCAGGAAUGUGUUUUCUAAUAGUGUCACCUUCAGAGCGAGAUUCUCUGCCAUCACGGAAAAGGAUAUCCGCAUGGCGAUGAACAAUCUGGCGCAUCCCAAUGAGAAUGAGGCGAGAAGUGUGGAUGCCAGACAGGAAUUGGACUUGAGGAUUGGGUGUGCUUUUACGCGAUACCAGACGAAGUUCUUCCAGGGGAGAUACAGUGACUUGGACUCUUCGCUUAUUUCAUAUGGACCUUGUCAGACGCCAACGCUGGGAUUUUGUGUCCAGCGACACGAUGCCAUACAGAUGUUUAAGCCGGAGACUUUCUACUAUCUGCAGGCAAACGUGGGAAACCCUGAAGUGACACUGGAAUGGUCACGAGUGAGAGUGUUUGAGAAGGAUAUCGCUCAGUUGUUCCACAAUCGCGUGCGGGAUGUGAGAGAAGCUGUAGUGGAGAGCGUCAAGACGAAGGAUAGCUUCAAAUCUCGCCCUCAAGCUCUGAACACAGUGGAAUUGAUGAAGGCAGCUAGCUCAGGAUUGGGUUUGGGUCCUCACACUGCCAUGCAGAUUGCGGAGAAGUUAUACACGCAGGGAUUUAUCAGCUAUCCUCGCACGGAAACUACGCAGUACUCACCAAAUUUCGACCUGAAUGGCACUGUGAGACUGUUCCAGAGCUCAUCGGAGUUUGGAGAGGAGGCACGUGCGAUUCUAGGGGACUUUAAUCAGCCGAGGAAGGGUGUAGAUUGUGGAGAUCAUCCUCCAAUCACACCUAUGAAAUGUGCCAGUAGAUCAGACUUUGACUCAGACACUUGGCGUCUCUAUGAUUACAUUUGUCGCCACUUUCUGGCCACAGUGUCGCGAGAUUUGAAGUAUAAAACCACGCACUCGAAUCUGCGAAUCGCAGAGGAACUUUUUACAGUCACAACAAAUGUUCUGGUUGAUGCUGGUUUCACGCGUGUCAUGACUUGGCAAGCUUUCGGGAAGAAUGAAAAAUCCCCCUUCGUCGAGGGUGAAGUGGUGAAGGUGAAUAAUAUCAAGAUAGCUGAGAGUCAAACGGGUCCUCCGGAUUAUCUCACGGAAUCCGAGUUGAUCAGCUUAAUGGAGCAACACGGCAUUGGUACGGAUGCCAGCAUCCCGGUGCACAUCAAUAACAUCAGCCAGAGGAAUUAUGUGACUGUGGGCUCAGGAAGGCGUCUAAUCCCCACAACUCUGGGAAUUGUGCUCGUACACGGAUAUCAGAAGAUCGAUCCUGAACUCGUUUUGCCCACCAUGAGAUCAGCGGUGGAGAAAAUGUUGAAUUUGAUAGCUCAGGGAUCGGCAAACUUCAAUAAUGUCCUGAAUCACGCUCUGGAUAUAUUCAAGAUGAAGUUUGCCUUCUUCGUUACGAACAUCGGCAAUAUGGACACGCUAUUUGAGGUGUCUUUCUCUUCCCUUGCCGACUCGGGGAAGUCUUUCUCGCGGUGUGGCAAGUGCAGGCGCUAUAUGAAGUACAUCCAGAUGAAGCCCGCUCGUCUGCACUGCUCAAAUUGCGAUGAUACGUACGCAUUGCCUAAUGGGGGCACCGUUCGUGUGUAUCGCGAGCUGAAGUGUCCAUUGGAUGACUUUGAGUUGGUGGCAUUCUCGAGCGGUGUCAAGGGCAGAUCUUACCCACUCUGUCCAUAUUGCUACAAUAACUCACCAUUUCCGGACAUGCCACGCAAUAGUGGCUGCAAUCAGUGUCCGAAUCCGACCUGUGCGCACUCCCUCACGUCCCAAGGCGUAUCAGGAUGCGGUGAGUGCAGCCGAGGUGUGCUCGUUUUGGACUCCACAUCAGCACCGAAAUCUUGGAAGUUGGGGUGCAACUCUUGCGAUGUGAUCAUCAAUGUAUUCAAGGAUGCCGCGAAAGUGUCCGUAGAAGAGGAUGCGUGCGAAGAUUGCGGAGCUCAGCUGCUCAGCGUGGUGUACAAACAAGAGAGGACAAAGUUCCGCGACGGGUCUGAGGAGAAGACUGGCUGCAUCUUCUGUUCUGAAGACUUCCAGCGCCUCGUGGAGAAGCAUCGAGCUGUGCAUGCCCGGGCUCCAGCUGCCAACCGUCGUGGCCGGGGCGGAAGGGGAGGCCGAGGAGGUGGUGGAAAUCGUGGAAAGCCUCCCAAGGACAAAAUGGCUCAAUUAGCGGCAUACUUUGUGUGACUUCUCAAA